AUGAAUAAUGAAGCGACAGUUAAAUCAGCCGAAAAUAUACCUGAGGCCGAAAAGAUUCCAGAGCCAGUAAACGAAGAUUGUUCGACACAGAAUCCGAAGACACAGCCGCAAACAUCUAAACUGAAUAUGCCACUAAAUGACACAAAAUUGACUCCACUGAAAAAAACCUCAACACCAGAGAAGGAAAUCGCACCUUCGAUGAAAGUUACUACAACGGAUGUUCGUAAAGAUAUCAAACAUAGAAAAUUGUACGUACUAAGCAACAGCACUCGAAGAAGCAUACUACAGGCUAUUGAAGACAAUUUUGCAAGUGACUUUAUAUACUGUAAUUACUCUUCACCAAAUUGUAAUAUAAAAUAA
Molecule: messenger RNA, 360 nt
Organism: Parnassius apollo (apollo)
Lineage: Eukaryota; Metazoa; Arthropoda; Insecta; Lepidoptera; Papilionidae
Source: the annotation of a GenBank genome assembly